Messenger RNA from Parnassius apollo (apollo), 447 nucleotides. Lineage: Eukaryota; Metazoa; Arthropoda; Insecta; Lepidoptera; Papilionidae. The record is from the annotation of a GenBank genome assembly.
AUGCAGUCCACUGGAACGAAAAACGAAGCGAAUAUGUACUACGGGGGAGAUAAUCAACAACCAUCUACAGCUCCUCCACCAUAUCCCGGCCCGCCAGAACCAACAGCGCCAACCCAAUACCAGCAAGUUGUUCAUGGAACCACCGUCAUACACGGAGCCACUGUAGUACAUCAUGGGCCAACCAUGAUGCCAACAGUAGUUCCUGCUGUAGUUGUUGGACGUCAAAUGGGUCCUACAGCAACGGUCUACGUGUGCAAGUCGUGUAACCAACAAAUCGUUACCAGGGUGGAUCGAAGCCCAACGAUGCGCACUCAUUUAUUCGCGUUGAUCCUGUGCCUUGUUGGGUGCUGGCCAUUUGCAUGUUUACCCUAUUGCGUGGAUUCUUGCAAUAACGUCGAUCAUUAUUGUACAAACUGUGGUGCUUAUAUUGGGUCGUAUAUAAGCUAA